Molecule: messenger RNA, 1875 nt
Organism: Trichoderma atroviride IMI 206040
Lineage: Eukaryota; Fungi; Ascomycota; Sordariomycetes; Hypocreales; Hypocreaceae
Source: RefSeq, a predicted model, not a curated record
AUGGAUAAAGCGCCUACAGAUAGCCAUGCUCUUGCUCAAGAAAGUGUUGCCAAUAUAGACCCCCAACUCAAAGAUGGAGACCGCUACAUUGAACACAAUACUCUCCAAGCCGCAACUUCUGGUUGGAAUAGCGAAACCGCUACCCCCAUACAAUUAUAUGCCGGUAUUCGAAACGGAGACUUUUGGACUUUGAUAAGGCGUUUUAACAAGCAAAUCUUCCAUGUUAAGAGAAUAGACAAGCAGCCGCUGUCAAAUCUUGAUAUGAAUAUCGCAGCUGGUGAAGACAUCACAGCAGAGAAGGUGCAAGCACAUGCUGAGCGAUUCUAUAUGACUGUCGUUGUAAGCUUAGUUGCGCUCUAUAAGCAUAUGGCUCUCCUGCGAGCGUGGCGAGACAACAGAACGUUUUAUUUUUUUGGCACCUAUUCAAUCGCCUGGCUUGUUGAUCUGCUUGCACCUACCUUGAUUCUUUUUCUCAUAGUGUUAAUCGUCUGUCCACCUGCCAGAGACAUUUGCUUUCCACCAGCACCGGCAUCGCUUAUUAGUUCUCGCACUGGAGCUGUAAAAAAACCAAUUGCAGGGGUACUGGCUUCUGAAUCUGUUACGGGAGCUCCAGAAGAAAAUAGUGGCGAAGCGAUUGAACAAGAGGCCCAUAGCUUCAUCUACAGCAUUAGUACGCUUUUAAUGAACAUUUCUUCGGGCGAGUUCUCCCAGGAAGAAGAAGAUUCUGUUGGGCCAGAACACGUGGUUCAAGAUGUCUCAGAUGUUGUGAAUGCCGACCAGAGUGGGGAAAAAAAUCAUGAUAGGACAAAAGAGCCCGUUGCACGCGCUGUGCAUAGCUUUCAUACACACUCCGCAUUGCACAUAUUCCCCGAGCUCAUCGACACUUAUGAACGACUCGGCAAUGCAUUGAGCCCGACCUCACCUUUUCCUAUUCAUCGCCCAAGGCUGAUCAUGGCUACUUGUUUGCUACCACUACUUAUGAUAUCAUGUUUUGGUUCGUGCUAUGGCGUGAUGAAAGUAUUGGGAUUGUUUGCGGGAGCUGUAUUCUUUGGCAAGCCCAUCAUCGAACGCGGCGUUUUCAUUAUUGACUACAGGUGCCCUGAUUGGCGUCGGCAUACAGAGAUGCGGAAUUCAAUCCUUAGAGGAGUACCCACGAAUGCUCAGAUCGCCAUUACUCUCCUUCGUACCGGAGAGAACAAUAAAACUCCUCAACCUCCGCCACCCCCAUCCCAUGGACCACCUAAUGUACACCUGAACGUCGAUGAUUACGAUCUAGCCCAUCUUGGUGCUUCUGAAGAGGACACAAAGAUGGCCAUCAACCCAGUGUCAGAUAAGGAAUACUCUAAACAGACAUACGAUAGGCAGGAAGAGGGUGAACCUAGCACCACACGCCGCAUUGCUCAGCGUAUCAAGCGAACCACCAAGGAUGGAAUACAGGCAAUCAACAAGAUCGCCAAGGCCGCGGAACCAUCAAACUCGGGGCAUCUCCAAGGCGAACAAAGUGUCAAAACGUUAGAAACCAACGGUGGCCCUGUUUGUUUUUCUGCCUGUUACAAAGGCAAGAAAGGGUGCUUAUAUAUCACUACCGCAGCUACAACACCGGCUAUUAGUUGGAUGAGCGAGAAUGAGGACUUGGACACUACGUGGACUGUAGCAAUUGCGGAUAUUAGAGGGGUUAGGAAAGUGAGCGGUGUUGGUAGUUUGGGUGGUAAAAGGAGAGCUCUUGUAGACUGGGCCCUGGAGAGAGAGACAAUGGGAGGUUUGGUGCUAAAGACAGAACCAGACGGUGAGUUUUGUUUAACUGCUGUCAGCUUGAGAGACGCAGUCUUCAAUCGAAUCAUUUCUGUAGGUAGUCAGAUGUGGGAGGUUUGGUAG